AUGUGAUGCGGUGCAGUCACAUGACACUCAGCUUGAUACCAGGAAGAGAUGCAGCUCAGGGGGAAAUCCAGGAAGUAGAGGACAGUCAUGUUCAGCCUGCAGCAACAAUACUGACAUCGUUUGUUUAGAUCAGCCGUGCAAGCUAAAGUUUCAGAAAUGGGGCCCUUGGCAGUAACUCAGCUCCUCGCUCUGAUCACUCUGACUGUGGCACUAGACAACGGAUUGCUGAAGACUCCACCUAUGGGAUGGAUGGCCUGGGAACGCUUUCGCUGUGAUGUUGACUGUAAAGAUGACCCAGUGAACUGCAUCAGCGAGGUUUUGUUCAGAGACAUGGCUGACCGGCUGGCUGAGGAUGGCUGGAAGGAGCUGGGCUACGAGUAUCUGAUCAUAGACGACUGCUGGAUGUCCAUGCUGAGAGACGAACAAGGGAGGCUGCAACCUGAACCCUCCAGGUUCCCAGGGGGCAUUGCAAAACUGGCACGGUAUGUCCAUGACCGUGGCCUGAAGCUUGGUAUCUAUGCAGACAUGGGCACUCACACAUGUAUGGGAUUCCCUGGCACCACACUGGAUAAAAUCAAGCUCGAUGCCCAGACCUUUGCCAGCUGGGGGGUGGACUAUCUGAAGUUUGAUGGCUGCUCCUCAAAUCCUGUAGAACAAAUGCUGGGUUACCCUCUGAUGUCCAAGGCUUUGAAUGCUACAGGCAGACCUAUGGCCUACUCCUGUAGUUGGCCUGUCUAUGUGGGAGGCCUUCCACCUAACGUGAACUACACUUUUCUGGGUGAUAUUUGUCACCUAUGGAGGAAUUACUAUGACAUCCAGGACUCAUGGGACAGCGUGCAAGGCAUCGUUGACUGGUACUCCAACAACCAGGAUGAUCUGCAGCCAGCUGCGCGGCCUGGAGGGUGGAAUGACCCUGACAUGCUCAUCAUUGGAAACUUUGGUCUCAGUGUGGACCAGGCUCGCUCUCAGAUGGCUCUGUGGGCUAUAAUGGCCGCUCCUCUCAUCAUGUCCAAUGACCUUCGAAACCUGGACAACGCUGCGAGGGCCAUCCUGCAGAACAAAGUAGCUGUUGCCAUAAACCAGGACCCCAUGGGAGUCCAGGGGAGACGCCUGCUGAAGGAGAAGACUCGUAUUGAGGUUUACUGGAGGCCUCUGUCUCAGUCAGCCAGUGCCCUCGUGUUCCUGAGUCGACGGACAGACAUGCCCUUCCUCUACCGCACCUCUCUGGCUAAACUCCACUACGAUGCUGGCAACUAUCAGGCCUACGAUGUGUUUGCUGGCUCCGAGAUGCCGGGGUUUAACGCCACCACAGAGAUUACCGUCUCCAUCAAUCCCUCAGGUGUCGUCAUGUGGUACGUCUACCCAGAACAACAGUCCAAACAGACGGAGAUACUCCACGGACGGAGCUUCCACGAAGCUAAAGCUGGGCGUCACACUGUCUUAUGAUGGAGUCAUUGACUUACAGGCUUGAAUCAAAACCAUGUCAACUUGAUUUUGACAGUUGUUCUUUUGCACUGAUGUACAGUAGAAACCAAACAGAACUUUUUUAUGAUUUUCUGUUCUUUUUUUUUUAAAUUGUUUUAAUUGUUUCCUUCAGUUUAAUAAAACGUUUACUAUUUGG
Messenger RNA from Sebastes umbrosus (honeycomb rockfish), 1621 nucleotides. RefSeq names its product alpha-N-acetylgalactosaminidase-like. Lineage: Eukaryota; Metazoa; Chordata; Actinopteri; Perciformes; Sebastidae. Gene Ontology annotation, molecular function: alpha-galactosidase activity. The transcript has 9 exons. Bases 157 to 1446 code for a protein of 429 amino acids. The record is from RefSeq and is a predicted model, not a curated record. Gene Ontology annotation, biological process: oligosaccharide metabolic process; glycosylceramide catabolic process; glycoside catabolic process. Gene Ontology annotation, cellular component: cytoplasm.